AUGACAGCAGAAUCCGAAGGGCCAUCUGCAGAUGCGGAGCCGCAGGCGCCGGUCUCAGCGGGCAUGCGGCAAUUCCUCGUGCCUCUAAUCCUGCCCGGCGUACUACAGGGAAAGGCGCAGACCUUUGUUUCCCCGAUGCUUCCUCUCUUCGUUGUGGAACUUGGGGGUUCGCACAGCAUGGUCGGAACCAUUGCCUCAGCCUAUGCUGUGGCACAGUUUUUUGGCUCUGCCCCUGCACCUUGGCUCCACCUUAACAAAACUGUCAAGAAACAUAGUCAGGGUACAGUGCGACUCGGCCCGCGGCGGAAAGCCUUACAGGUGGGCGUCGUCAUGCAGCACCUACAUUAUGCGACAGCGGCGUGCAUGGCCCUCUCUCUGCAGGUCACAACUGCAGUCCUGUCGUUCGUGUCGCAGUCCGUAUAUGUGCUUCUGGGAAUUCGGAUCGUUGGUGGCAUCGGAGCCACUGCUUUCGACAUAUCGCGGAAGGCAUACAUAGCUGCUGAGGUACCAUCUUCCAUUCGUGGACGGGUUGUCGCUUUUCUCGCAAGCCUUCAAAAAUGGGCCGUGAUGAUUUCAGCUUUGCUGAGUGGGAUUGUGGCUGAACAUAUGGCCACUCGGAGCGUUUUCCUUGUGCAGGCUCUUCUGUCCCUCUCUGCCAUGCUACUCAUUGCAGGCCACCGGAUAGUUUCUAGUCAAAGGCGGGAAGCUGAAAGUUUCCCAGGGCCGAAUGAGGGAACGGCCACGACGAAUUCCACGAGAAGCCCUCCUAGGCCGACGCAGACUCUGUCCCUCUUCGGAGUUCUCGGUGCUCACUGGCGGUCACUUGUCGGAGCUGGUCUUUACUGCGCAAUGCUCACUGGCGUUCGAAAUACCUGGAUGGUUGCCUUGCCUUUGCGUGGGCACCAUAUAGGUCUGAGCAAGGUCGGAAUUGGAGUCGCCGUUGCGGGCUUUCGGGCGUGUGAUGCCAGCAUCACCUUUCUGGCAGCAGGUCACAUCAUGGACAAGUAUGGCCUGAAGGCAGCAGCUAUCCCCUCCAUGAUUUUGAUGGGUGCUGCAUUUGCGCUACUCUCUACGGUUCGGAAUCCUGUGAUGCUCGGAGUCGCAGCAGUAGUGGCUGGUGUUGGAAACGGCAUUUGCGGCGGCAUCGUAAACGCAUUUGCAACAGGAUUAGCCCCAGCGCAUGCACGCACUCAAUUCCUGGGUCUCUGGAAGACGGUUACGGCCAUCGGUGGUAUCUUGCUCCCUCCGCUCUUUGGCGCAGUUUCCGAUGUAACCUCGCUGGACAUCGCCGACUUCUGUGUUUCUGCUGCUGCUUUCGUUGCUGUGGCCUGGAUACUUUUGAUGGUGCGAGAGAUAGCCCCUAAGGCAGCGCGAGACACGCAAGUUACAGUGUCUCUCGCUGCUCCAAGUCCGGUGCCAUAG
Molecule: messenger RNA, 1422 nt
Organism: Symbiodinium necroappetens
Lineage: Eukaryota; Dinophyceae; Suessiales; Symbiodiniaceae
Source: the annotation of a GenBank genome assembly